Messenger RNA from Oreochromis niloticus (Nile tilapia), 1232 nucleotides. Its product is annotated as CST complex subunit CTC1. Gene Ontology annotation, molecular function: single-stranded DNA binding. The record is from RefSeq and is a predicted model, not a curated record. The transcript is spliced from 7 exons. NCBI's taxonomy places the organism in Eukaryota, Metazoa, Chordata, Actinopteri, Cichliformes, Cichlidae. Bases 574 to 1119 code for a protein of 181 amino acids.
GUGGGCUCAGUAUGCCCUCUGCUGGCCGUGGCAGGAACGACCUUCUUUUGCUUCACGCUGACGGAUGAGUCGCGCUCGCUGCCCGUGCUCGUACAGGACAGCAGCCGGCUCAGCUGGAUUCAGCGUGUGUGUGUCGGGCAGAGCGUGUGUGUGACAGCUCUACGUGUGUGUGCGCUACGAGGCUGGAGAGGAAACAACAUCCUGUGUGUGACGAAGCACUCCGAGCUGCACGCCGACUACACGCACACACAGGAACACACACAGGAACACACACACUCUGAGUCCCUGCUGCUGAUGUCACAGCCUGCUGAGGACAACUGUGAGGAGGCGGAGCAUGAGGAGGUGGAGCUGGACCAAUCAGCUGUGAGGAUAAAGCAAUCCAAAGUCAUCAGCUACCAGGGCAUGGUGACUGAAGUUGUGAGUUAGGGGGCGGGGCUCUACGUGCUGGAUGGGAAGGUGGGUCUGUGCGUGGCCUAUCAGCCGGCGGCGAAGAGGAAGCUGAGGGCGGGAGACAGAGUGGAGUUGCAUCACGCCCACUUCCUGUACCGGCCCUGCCCGGACUUCCCUCCCAGCAUGCUUUGCACCUGCCUCGGCUCCAGCCUGAGGGUGACGGCCUUCAGCAGGGUGGGAGGGUCGCCACCCGACAACCGCUGCCCGGGAGAUGGGGCGUUACCACGGUUACUGCUGCAGAGAAACACAGAUGUGUCAGAUUACCUGUGGACGUGUCACCUAAGCUCGCAGCUGGCACACAGUCUGGUCCAAGGUGUGUGGAGGCAGCAGUGUGUGUGCUUGCUGUCCUGGAGGCUGAUGGAGACUCAGAGCAGACCUGGAGGACGAGGACGCAGAGACAUCUACUCUGAGAUGCUGGACGAGCCUCACACCUGUCCUGUGACUCAGUACAGCGUGUCCUCGGCGGUCCGUCGGUACCUCGGUGUGUCGGAGCUCCUGGAGUCCCUGCAGACUGACUGCUGGUCUUCAGCCCCUCUGAGCUCUCUGCUGCCCGGUUUGUGUGUCAGGCAACGCCCCCUGCUGCUGGUCGGCGUGCUGGAGCUGCCGUCACAGACGUCUGAGUUCAAACACUCGAUGCAGCUCAGAGACGCCACGGGAGCUGCAGCCUGAGUGCUGACGGAGAGCAGCGAGGAGGAGGAGGGAGCGCAGAGGGCGGUCUUUAACAGCGCCUGGAUCGGUUGUCUGGUGGGUGUGGUGCAGUUCACCAUGGUGACAGAGGCUGU